AUGGACGGAUUUGGCUCAUCACAGGCCCCAGCUGCGUAUCGUGAAGUGGAAUGGAUCGCAGAUGUUUUCGUCAUAGGGAUGGGGAUCGGCUGGGUUAUCAACUAUGUCGGCAUGGUCUACGGAUCGCUCAAGGGCCGUACAUAUGGAAUGGCUAUCAUGCCACUCUGUUGCAAUGUUGCAUGGGAAAUCGUGUAUGGCCUUAUCUACCCAUCCAAGACAUUGUAUGAGCAAGGGGUCUUUCUAAGCGGUCUUACCAUCAACCUGGGCGUCAUAUACACAGCAAUUAAAUUUGGGCCCAAGGAAUGGACUCAUGCGCCUUUGGUGAUGCACAAUCUGCCCCUGAUUUUUAUGCUGGGUAUACUCGGCUUUCUCACAGGCCACCUUGCCCUAGCCGCGGAGAUUGGCCCUGCAUUGGCCUAUAACUGGGGAGCUGCAUUCUGUCAGCUGUUGCUCAGUGUUGGAGGACUCUGCCAGCUGAUCAGUCGCGGAAGCACCCGAGGAGCCUCAUACACGCUCUGGCUUUCCCGAUUCCUAGGAUCUUUCUCCGUGGUGAUUUCGGCCUGGUUGCGUUAUAAAUACUGGCCACAGGCAUUUUCGUGGCUGGGAAAACCCCUGAUAUUGUGGUGCCUUUUUGCCUGGCUCGUUGUCGACGGUUCCUAUGGGGUUUGCUUUUAUUAUGUCAAGCGGUAUGAGCGGAGAAUUGGGCACCAUUCCGAUCGGAAGACAGUCUAG
Messenger RNA from Aspergillus oryzae RIB40, 732 nucleotides. It is a transcript of the gene pyr4, whose product is annotated as meroterpenoid cyclase pyr4. Gene Ontology annotation, molecular function: lyase activity. The record is from RefSeq and is a predicted model, not a curated record. Bases 1 to 732 code for a protein of 243 amino acids. Lineage: Eukaryota; Fungi; Ascomycota; Eurotiomycetes; Eurotiales; Aspergillaceae. The transcript has 2 exons.